Molecule: messenger RNA, 3062 nt
Organism: Zalophus californianus (California sea lion)
Lineage: Eukaryota; Metazoa; Chordata; Mammalia; Carnivora; Otariidae
Gene: EOGT
Product: EGF domain specific O-linked N-acetylglucosamine transferase
Exons: 18
Coding region: 442-2025 (527 amino acids)
Cellular component (GO): endoplasmic reticulum lumen
Molecular function (GO): protein N-acetylglucosaminyltransferase activity
Source: RefSeq, a predicted model, not a curated record
CGCAGUCCCGGCGGCUCCCUGGCGCCCCCUGGCCCUGCUCCCGCGCCCGAGGUUUCCGGUGAGCCGCAGCAGCCGGUUAUGACGACUCCGUGCUCCCGAGCAGCGGCUGUCUCCUCCUCCUCCGCAGCCCUGGCUCCCCUGGCUCCAGGCCCGAGGAAAUCCGGUGAAGGAAUACAGAAGAGGAAGGCGCCGGUUGAUUUGUACUGAAGGAAAAGUAGGGCGGCGCUCAAGCUUCCAUCUGCCGGAGAAGUGCACGCACCCAUCCUUGGGGGGCCUUGCAAGAGGACUGCGCACCAGAACGGCUCUUUGCCAGGCCCCGGGGCUGCGCUUUUCAUGCUUGAGCAGCCGCCCCUUCUAGCUUAUGCAAGUAGAUUUCUGAUAUCUGAAGCAUCACAACAGCUUCUGCGUGGUUCUGAUAAUUAAAGAGGUUUGGAGGUUGCUAUGUUAAAGCUGCUUGUCCUUGGAGUAUUGCUUCAUGGUGUUUCACUGAGUGGCCAAGAUGAGGCUCCUCCCAAGGCUGAUGGCAUUCCAGGCGAACCUCUGUUUAACUAUGCCAGUAUCCGCUUGCCCAAGGAGCACAUUCCCUUCUUUUUGCACAAUAACAGGCAUAUUGCCACGGUCUGUAAGAAAGACUCACAUUGUCCUUAUAAGAAACACUUAGAGAAUCUAAAAUACUGCUGGGGUUAUGAGAAAUCCUGCAAACCAGAGUUCAGAUUUGGUUACCCUGUCUGUACCUACGUCGACAUGGGAUGGACAGAUACCCUUGAAUCCGCCCAGGACAUAUUCUGGAAACAAGCUGACUUUGGAUAUGCGGGAGAGCGUCUGGAGGAACUGCAUGUGCUCUGCCAGCCUAAGGAAACUCAUGACUCAAGCCUGGUGUGUUCCCGUUAUCUUCAGUACUGCAGAGCAUCCAAUCUCUAUCUUGAUUUAAGAAACAUCAAGAGAAACCAUGACAGAUUUAAGGAAGAUUUUCUCCAGAGUGGUGAAAUCGGAGGACACUGCACACUGGACACUCGGACAUUGAUGUCUCAAGGUCAGCGCAAAAGCCCUCUGCAGUCUUGGUUUGCUGAGCUGCAAAGCUAUACUCAGCUCAACUUCAGACCUCUAGAAGAUGCUAAAUGUGACGUUGUGAUUGAAAAACCAACCUACUUCAUGAAACUGGAUGCAGGUGUUAACAUGUAUCACCACUUCUGUGACUUUAUCAAUCUGUAUAUUACUCAGCACGUUAAUAAUUCAUUUGGCACAGAUGCAUACAUCGUGAUGUGGGACACAAGCUCCUAUGGAUAUGGUGACCUGUUCUCUGACACCUGGAAAGCCUUUACUGAUUAUGAUGUUAUACAUUUGAAAACUUAUGAUUCCAAAAGGGUAUGUUUUAAAGAAGCUGUUUUUUCUUUACUCCCCCGGAUGCGAUACGGGCUGUUCUAUAAUACCCCUUUGAUAUCUGGCUGCCAAAACACGGGAUUAUUCAGGGCAUUUUCCCAGCAUGUGCUACACAGACUAAACAUCACACAGGAGGGACCCAAGGACAGAAAAAUCCGAGUCACCAUCCUUGCACGGAGUACAGAGUACCGGAAAAUACUAAACCAAAAUGAGCUGGUAAACGCACUGAAAACGGUAUCUACACUUGAGGUUCAGAUUGUCGAUUACAAAUAUAAGGAACUUGGGUUUUUGGAUCAGCUGAGGAUCACUCAUAACACGGACAUAUUUAUUGGAAUGCAUGGAGCUGGUCUUACCCAUUUACUUUUCCUUCCAGACUGGGCUGCUGUAUUUGAACUGUACAACUGUGAAGAUGAGCGCUGUUACUUAGACCUGGCCAGGCUGAGAGGUGUCCACUACAUCACUUGGCGAAGGCAGAACAAAGUCUUUCCUCAGGAUAAGGGCCACCACCCAACUCUGGGGGAACAUCCGAAAUUUACCAACUAUUCUUUCGAUGUAGAAGAAUUCAUGUACCUUGUCCUUCAGGCUGCAGACCACGUAUUACAACACCCAAAGUGGCCAUUUAAGAAAAAACGUGAUGAGCUAUAAAUGUGCUGAAUCUGUUUGCAAAAUCUGUUUGUUUAAACAUUCCACCACCCAGACUCACAGUUAAGUCAGUAAAACACCUUGUUAUUUCCUAGCCCCAAAUUACCUUUUCUAUACCAAAACAUGCCUUCAGGAUAGUACUUAGGUGUUUUAGAGGCUUUAGCUGUUUCCUGGGAUUUUUAUGUCAUAGCUAUUUAUCAAGAGACUGUUUUUGCACUGAAAACUUUACUCUUUAUAGUUCAAAAAUAAGGCUGUACUAGGCUCACUAGUACAUUUGAGCUUCUUAGGUCUACCAAAGUUUUCACCUUUCUUGGCUUUAGAAUUUGUAAAUGUUUUUGUAGAAUAACAUGGGAUUGUAGUUCUAGAGGCUUCUAACUUGUUUGUGUUAUAUUUGAGUAAAUUCACAGAAGCUUUUUUAUUUGCCAAAAUCUGUUCAUAACACUGUUUGUGAUAGGAAAGGAAAACAUACCACACACACACACACACACACACACACACACACACACACACACACACACACUCACGUUUGAUUCUCAGUACCAAGCUAUAGGUAGCCUACUCCACGUUAGAGAUCAGUGUUUAUAAACAGGUCUGUUUUACCCUCUCAGAGUCCAGACAAACUCCCACAGAAUUCUCUGCUGUAUCUGCUAAGUGAACUCCAGGUUAUAUGCACCAGUAAUUUGUAUAAACCAUGCUGCUACAUUAAUUUAUAUUAAUGGAUUGCAUAUGCAAAUCAUGUUUUUCCCAAAACGUAACAACUACAUAUGAUAAAAACAAAUUAGAACAUCCCUUAGGACGUCUUUGGAUACCUUCUAGCUGGUUUCCACUAAUUCCUUCUUAGCUCUGGAGAACAUUUAUGUUGAAUUUAUGUAUCAAAGGGUCGUUUCCAGUGUGCAUGGACCUGUGACGGCAUACCCCUUUGUGUGUGCAUCUACCUCUUUUAGCAUGGAUGUAUUCCCCUUUGAGUUUGCAGGCUUCACAGUAGCUACAUGAAGAACAUUUUUCCCUAUCAAAAAUGAAGACCAAAAAAAAAAAAAAAA